Messenger RNA from Cetraspora pellucida, 323 nucleotides. The record is from the annotation of a GenBank genome assembly. NCBI's taxonomy places the organism in Eukaryota, Fungi, Glomeromycota, Glomeromycetes, Diversisporales, Gigasporaceae.
AUGGAAGUUGAUGAAUUUUUAAACAUUCUUAAUGAAAAUAUUAUCUAUGAGGUUCCUGAUGAUAAAGUUAUAGAAGAACUUGUUAAUAUAUUUAGUUCUGAAGGUACAAAUAAAUCAAGUAAGAUGGAUAAUUCUGAUAAAUUAAAUAAUAGUAUUGAACUACUAAUUAUUAGUGCUAAUGCUGCAUUAAAGAAUUUAAAGAGUAUUAGAUUGUUUUUACUUCAACAAGAUGAAGUUAAUGAGCAACUAAAAUUAGUUAAUAGCCUUGAAAAAUUUAUUAGCAAGAAAAAAAUUAGUUCAAUGGCACAAACUAAUAUAGAUAU